Molecule: messenger RNA, 582 nt
Organism: Hevea brasiliensis (rubber tree)
Lineage: Eukaryota; Viridiplantae; Streptophyta; Magnoliopsida; Malpighiales; Euphorbiaceae
Product: LOB domain-containing protein 1
Source: RefSeq, a predicted model, not a curated record
UCCUCUCUCUCUCACUCUUUCUCCUCUCUCUUUCUCUCUGAAGAAGAGCCAAUAAGAAAGAAAAUGGAUCAUACUGAGGCAGCCAAUUCUAACAGUAACUCAACUUCUCCUUCUUCUUCAUCUUCCCCGCCGCCUCCACUGCCACCAGCGGUGGUUCUUAGGCCUUGCGCGGCUUGUAAGAUUCUCAGGCGAAGAUGCGCUGAGAAAUGCGUCUUGGCUCCGUAUUUUCCUCCGACUGAACCGGCAAAGUUCACAAUUGCUCAUCGCGUGUUCGGUGCUACCAAAAUCAUUAAGUUCUUACAGGAACUACCAGAAUCUCAAAGAGCUGAUGCAGUGAGCAGCAUGGUUUAUGAGGCAAGUGCAAGGAUCAGAGAUCCUGUUUAUGGCUGUGCUGGGGCGAUUUGCCAUUUUCAGAAACAGGUUAAUGAGCUCCAAGCACAAUUAGCUAAAGCGCAAGCUGAGCUUGUUAAAAUGCAAUGCCAGCAAGCUAAUCUUGUGGUACUUUGCAUGGAAAUGGCACAAUCUCCUCAACAAUCGUCGGAACAAUCAGUCGACAACUUCAUUAGCACCCCACAGAGCUAA